AGAGAACUAUGUGACGAGUGUUUUUUUUUUUCUUUCUUUUUUCAUCGCGAACGAGUAAACACAAGAACUCGCAAAAAACAGAACGGACUCGGAGUUUAUCAUUUUUACUCGCGAUCCUCCUAAUUGAUUGAUUGAAGUUAAGUUCGCCGGCAAUUUUCACAUACCGUAGAGCGAUGCGGUAUAUAAUUAUACGAAAUUGUUGCAACAGCGUUCACACGCUUUAGAUUUCGCGAUGGCAUAGAAAGGAAAAUCGUACCAUGUUUCUUCGAAACGGUAAUAUUUCACGGUCUUUCGAUCCGUCGUCAAUCUCGUUGUACCGAAAGCGCGCGAUAAAAUGCAUCGAAAAUCAAUCCGAUAGAAAUCCACGCGCACGCAAUCACGUGCUCAACAACGAGGUCGUGCUCUUUUUGUUUUAUGCCGUCCGUGCGAACUUGGAUUCGAGAAAUAAAAUUCACCCUCUCGGAUAUCGAGUGAAAUAGAAAUUUUGAACGGUCGAAAAAUUGUCUUGAGAUUCCGGACGGUCACACCGACAUUUAUUACCGAACAACAACACACGUCUCAACGUCCCGCACGAACACAUCUCGAGACGAUAUCGCGAAACGAUCGAAAGAGAGAUAGGGAAAAGAGAAAUAAAAAAAAAAUGAGGGUAGAACCUUUUUUCCGGAUCCUUCUUAGAAACUUCCGAUUCAUGGUCAUAACUUCCUGAUCAUUUCUGAUGAAUGAUAGCGGAUGAAAGACUGGCUCGAUAUAGUUGAGGUUUACAAUGGAGAUAAUUAAUAGGUGUACAGUGGUUUCAGUGGAUAUUAUGGACACGGACAGGAAGCUAUCGUAGGGGAGAUCGUAUAAUAUGGUAUGUGCCGGGCACAUAUCGUGAAGCUCUGUAACCUAUGUACCACCCAAGGUGGCACAGAUUGAAAGCUCCCUAUCAUCAACACACAUCCUCUGUUGAGAGCGAACACUAGCAGCUACUUGCCGCCGCAACUGGGCUUCACCGGUUGUUCAGAUCGACCCGCUACAUUGAUCAGCGCAUCGUACCAACCAAUUGACCCGGCCAACUUCCGGUCUACCUCUGAAGUGUAGGAAAAAACUGACUACAUAUCGCAGAACCACCACCACCAACCCGUCUGAUUUUCAUCGUCACCCGAACGUCGAGUGAUUACCGCUGUUUUUCGACAACGGCACCCAACCACCAUGGAGGUCGCCUCAGAAUUGUCGCCGCUGUCCGACACCGAUAAACAGGGACGGAUAAGCGACAGGAGUUCCUACUACCCACAAACGCCGAAUAAAAGACCGCCGAAUCGUCGUCAGCAGACGAUAAAUUGUCUGAAGCACAAUGCUCUCACGAUAUUAACCGUACUCGGUGUGGUCGGCGGUAUAAUAUUGGGAGUUUUACUGAGGAAUGCGAGAACGACCAAUUGGCCAUCGCGUGAAAUAAUGUACGUCAACUACGUCGGUGAAUUAUUUCUCCGAAUGCUUAAGAGUUUGAUACUGCCGCUGAUAAUGUCCAGUCUCAUAUCUGCCAUCGGUUCGCUCGAUCUUUCCCUGAGCGGUAAGAUCGGCGCGCGUGCCAUAUUUUACUACAUGACGACAACCGUGACCGCUGUCAUAUUGGGUAUAAUUCUGGUGAUUUCGAUUCAUCCCGGAAGUGGCGACGAAUCGAACAUCGAGCGAGCCGGAGUGUCGAGAAACGUCACUACCGUUGACACGCUCAUGGAUCUGGCGAGGAACAUGUUUCCACCGAACUUGAUUCAGGCCUGCAUCGCACAAUAUCGUACAGUACUUAAACCCCAAGUGAAUGACACCAACGCUAACAUUUUGAAUUGGAAGAUCGAGCACGAAUACGCCGACGGCACGAACAUACUGGGUCUCGUUGUAUUUUCGACGGUGUUGGGAAUAACUCUCGGUAAAAUGGGUCCGGACGGCAGACCUCUGCUCCGAUUCUUCGAGACGUUGUCUUCGGCGAUGAUGAUAAUAACGAACUGGGUCAUCUGGGUCUCACCAGUCGGCGUCCUGUUUCUGGUCUCCUCGAAACUUUUGGAGAUGAAAUCAUUCGAGGUUAUCAUCGGCCAACUCGGAAUGUAUUUUAUGACCGUUCUGAUCGGUCUGUUCAUCCACGGUUUCAUAGUACUUCCGACUAUCUACUUCCUGAUAACCAGAGGCAAUCCGUUCUCCUACGUUUCCAACAUGGCGCAGGCUCUCGCCACCGCUUUCGGAACAUCCUCGAGUUCUGCGACCCUGCCGGUCGCGAUCGGUUGCCUGGAGGACAGAAAUGGAAUCGAUCCUCGCGUCGCACGUUUCGUGAUGCCGAUCGGCGCGACGAUCAACAUGGACGGAACGGCUCUCUACGAAGCAGUGGCUGCCAUAUUCAUCGCUCAAGUCCGCAACGUCAAUCUCAGUUUUGGGCAGCUGGUGGCCGUUAGUAUCACAGCAACGGCCGCCAGUAUCGGAGCGGCUGGAAUUCCACAAGCUGGUCUGGUCACCAUGGUAAUGGUUUUGGACACAGUCGGUCUUCCGGCCAAAGAUGUCACGCUGAUCAUCGCCGUUGAUUGGCUCCUCGACCGUUUUCGAACGACCAUAAACGUGAUGGGGGAUUCACUGGGUGCUGGAAUAGUCAAUCACCUCAGUCGCAACGAGUUACGAAAUCCCGCUCGAUCGGAUGUGCAGGGAGCUCAGAACGGCGGCGAUCAUAACACUACGCCGAUAUGAGGAGAUAUUAUAUAAAUUUCCGAUUUAAAUAUUGCAUGAAUGAAGUAAGGAAAAUUGAGAGGCCGAGAAUUCCUCUUGCGUUUAACGAACCGACCGAGGUAUUUUCAACUUAUGAUGAAGAGUAAAAUUUAACGACAAAUGAUAAAUGAGAACAAAAUAUCGGAUAACGAUUGAAAAAUUGCUCACGACUCGAGGAGCUGGAUAACAAAAGUGAAAAUUAAAUUCAAUCGAAAAAACGGAAGUACGUCGAGAAUCGAGUAUGAAUUUGACGAGGUUCGAUGAUUUCAAGUAUUCAAAAAAGUUCUCUAAAUGUUUUGAAAAAUAAAAUAAUGCCUGACAAUACGUGUUUAGUAGUCUUUCACUCGCAAUUAUUGUAUAUUAUAUUAUAUAUUUAUUGGAAAUAGUCGAUGAGGGGGGGGGGACUCGAUUGAUUCGAAGGUGGGAACAAAAGCAAACUGAGAGGAACUUCGUUAGAAUUUUCGUUCGAUGAACCGGCUCAGUUGUGGCGAGUCCCUCGUACUAGUUUAGAUAUUAUUUGCUGUUCGAUUGCUUGAAGUAAAAUGAUUGUAAAUUUUAGGUACAUGUAAUGAUAAAUUCACGUUAUCCGGGACGAGUGAAUGAUACGCAAUUCGGAGUAAAUUAUAUUAAAAUAAAUCGGAUGUGGGGUUCUUCGUCGAUAUUGAAAUUUUUCAUUACAAAUGGAUCACGGUCAUUGAAGUCGAAAUAUUUUCAAACGUUGAAAAAUUCAUUGAUUCGGUGUAAAGUAUACAUAGAAACAUAUACACGAUACUCUCAGAUAAACGGUGAAUAAGAUAUUGAAAAUCUGUAAAAUCGAAAAAUUUGCAGCUAAAAAUGCUUCCGAAUGAAUUUUGAGGGACCCUGUGGACUGUACUGUUCUCUCUAUGAAUAUAUAUUUACGUAUAUAAAUGAAUUAACAUUUACGGUAGAGCAUAGUCGAAUAUUAUUUGAUAUAAUAUUGUUAUCGCUAUUCUUUUUAUUAUUACUUAUUACAGUAUGUGACACCUAUGUAUUAUACAGAUAUAUGGAUAAAUAUAAAUACAUAUAUAUUACAUAAAGAUUGUUCAUCGAUAUUAGGUAAUUAUAAUUGUUAACUGUUCAAUUUCGUUGACAUAUAUGAGGAAGAAAAAUAUGAGGCGAAGAGAAAAAGAGAAGUGAAGAACCGACCCAACGAGAACUUAAUAAAUUCAAACAAAAAAAAAACAAAAACAAACAAUAAUUAAAUAAAUGCCAUAAUAAGAUUAUUAUUACUGUUGUUGUUGUUAUUGUUAUUAUUACUAUUAUCAUCAUUGCCAUCAUUAUUAUUAUUGUUAUCAUUAUGCAUGUAUGUCGACAAAAAUAAUGUAUCUUUCCUGUACGACUAAUAUAUUGUCGGAAUAAAGAAAGUAUAAUCUGA
Athalia rosae (coleseed sawfly) is the source of this 4120-nucleotide messenger RNA. Its product is annotated as excitatory amino acid transporter 1-like. Gene Ontology annotation, biological process: L-glutamate transmembrane transport. Gene Ontology annotation, cellular component: plasma membrane. The record is from RefSeq and is a predicted model, not a curated record. Gene Ontology annotation, molecular function: L-glutamate transmembrane transporter activity; glutamate:sodium symporter activity; neutral L-amino acid transmembrane transporter activity. The coding region runs from base 1192 to 2706 and encodes 504 amino acids. The transcript has 7 exons. NCBI's taxonomy places the organism in Eukaryota, Metazoa, Arthropoda, Insecta, Hymenoptera, Athaliidae.